Molecule: messenger RNA, 4526 nt
Organism: Amphibalanus amphitrite
Lineage: Eukaryota; Metazoa; Arthropoda; Thecostraca; Balanomorpha; Balanidae
Product: E3 ubiquitin-protein ligase TRIM37-like
Exons: 16
Coding region: 732-3197 (821 amino acids)
Biological process (GO): protein autoubiquitination; negative regulation of centriole replication
Cellular component (GO): peroxisome; aggresome
Molecular function (GO): ubiquitin protein ligase binding; ubiquitin protein ligase activity; zinc ion binding
Source: RefSeq, a predicted model, not a curated record
UCGGAAUCGGCUGCUGUGCUGUUGUCAGCUGAGAUCCAAGCCCCUGAUUGGUUGAGAUAUUGAUGACGUAUCACGCCUUCCCGCGCUGUGACGUCAUACCUCUGCUGACAGCCGGCUUUUCGGCUGCUGGGAGAAGGCAGCAGCACGUCAGCCGAAAUUCAAAGUGGCUCGAAAGUGGCGCAUGUAAGUCAAAGCGCAGCUUUAUAGUGCAGGUGGUUAGUUUUUAUAUACGAUGUUUUUGACGUAUUUUGUAUUAAAUAUUUUUCGCGAAAGAUAGCAAUUAUUUCUUUUUCAUGGCGCAAUGUGCGAGUCAGCCUGAAAACAGUACCUACAAAUCGAAAUGCCAGCACUGCCUCAAUUAUCAAUCCUGUAAUUUUUUCUAUAGCCUCGGCAAAUAAACCUCAGAAAUAUAAUGUAACGACUAACGGAAGAUAGUCGUUGAAAAAAGCGCGAAAAUGCUACCUCUCCUCAAGUCUCAACUCUCAACCCUAUCUGUCGAGCGCCAUCUUAGCAUCUAAGCGCCAUCUGGGCUGACGUUUCCUGUCAGCCGAUUAUGAACAAGCCCAUCAGCAGCGUGGUGUGGGCGGGGCUUAUUCUCGGCUGACAAAGUUCUGUCAGCCGAUUCCGACCAGGCCUGUGCAAGGUUUUAGCGUUUGGCGUGGUCAUGCUUUUGUGAACUAUACCAUGUGAAAUGAUUUGCAAUUAAUACCAAAGUCAAACAAGAGGUGAAGAUGGAUCCUGAGGAGCCUGCCGAGAGAAAAAAGCCUGAAGAAACCAAGGAAAAUGAACACAGUGUGGAGAGUCUGGCGGAGGUGUUCCGCUGUUUCAUCUGCAUGGACCGUCUGCGGGACGCCCACCUGUGCCCGCACUGCUCCAAACUCUGCUGCUACAUGUGCAUCCGCCGGUGGCUGACUGAGCAGCGCAGCCAGUGUCCGCACUGCCGCGCCAGCCUGCACCUACACGAGCUGGUCAACUGCCGCUGGGUGCAGGAGGUCACUCAGCAGCUGGACACACUGCAGGCGGUCGGCGCCAACCUCAAACUGGACACCGGCGAGCGAGACAAAUGCGAGACCCACCAGGAGAAGAUGUCGGUGUACUGCUGGACGUGCCGCGAGUGCAUCUGCCACCAGUGCGCGCUCUGGGGCGGAACCCACUCGGGACACGUGUUCAAACCCCUGGAGGAGGUGUAUGAGCAGCACGUGGGGCAGAUCAAAACCGAGGUGUCAUUGCUGCGCAGGAGACUGAUGGAGCUCAUCAGUCUCGUCCAGGAGGUGGAGCGUAACGUGGAGUCGGUGCGGGCCGCCAAGGACGAGCGUGUCCGUGAGAUCAGGAACGCCGUGGAGCUGAUGAUCGCCCGGCUCGACUCGCAGCUCAAACAGAAGCUGCUGACACUCAUGUCGCAGAAGAACCUGCUUACCCAGGAGACGGAGCAGCUGGAGAGCCUGCUGCAGGAGAUCGAGCACAGCCUGCACACCAGCGCCCGCUCCGAGCUGAUCGCCCGUUCGCCUGAGCUGCUCAACAUGGUGUACCAGGUGCACAAGAAGCCGAUGGCCUCGUUCGUCACCGCCCCCGUACCCGCCGACUUCCAGAGUGAGAUCGUGCCGCCGUACGACAGCAGUACGUUCAUCAUGUACCACUUCAGCUCUCUGCAGAGCAAGGCCGAUCCGGUCUACUCGCCGCCUCUGCACGUCAGUGGUCUGUCGUGGCGUCUCAAGGUGUACCCGGACGGUAACGGAGUGGUCCGCGGCAACUACCUCUCCGUGUUCCUGGAGCUUAGCGCCGGCCUACCGGAGACCUCCAAAUACGAAUACCGCGUGGAGAUGAUCCACCAGGGCUCGCGCGAUACCAGCAAGAACAUUGUGCGCGAGUUUGCCUCUGAUUUUGAGGUGGGCGAGUGCUGGGGCUACAACCGGUUCUUCAGGCUCGACCUGCUGGCCAGCGAGGGCUACCUCAACACCGAUACGGACACACUCAUACUGAGGUUCCAGGUGCGGCCUCCGACGUUUUUCCAAAAGUGUCGUGACCAGCAGUGGUACAUUAACCAGCUGCAGACCAUCCAGGGACAGUAUGUCGCCCAGAUCAACGACCUCAAGGAGCGUAUCGCCAUGGAGCUGACCCGCGUGGCCAGCGGUAAGGGCACGCCGUCCGGAGACUGUCACCAGCAGAUGAUGGAGGCCGGCCUGGGUCCGACCAGCAUCAAAGGCCCGGCGCCGCACCCGCACCCGCUGCCGCUGCCCCGGCCCAAGCCGGCGCGCAACAAGAAGGUGGAGACGGUCGGGGUGGAACUGGAGGCCGAGAGGCAGAGCAAUACGUCCAGCGACUCGGAGGACAUCAGCGAAGGAGAGCACGAAGUGUUCGAGUUUCUGGAGCCCUCUCUGACACACACCGAGGAGAACUCCAACGACGAAAAUGACGUCGAUGAUGAGGCCAUGUCGGGCGAUAACGACGUGGAGCGCUCCCUGACGGGCUGUCCGUCCUCGCUGCGCGGCUCGGGCCAGCUCAGCCUGCUCGGUGACUCGCUGCUCUCUGCAGAGCUGGACUCACUCUCUGAUACUAUGGGCGCGGUGGGCGGCUGUGACCCGCGCACUACAUCCACCUCGCAGGAUGACCAGGUGAUGCUGCUGCACCUGCUGGACAUGCAGGAGCGGUCGGCCAGCGGCGGCCGGUACCGCGCCUGCGCCCGGCCCCGGUCGCGUUCCCUGCGCCGGCCUCUGGUCACCGCCAACAGCGUACUGCACACCCUGCAGCUGGACCGGGCGCUGGACGGAUCCAAACUGGCCGACCAACUGGUGGCACUGAACCUCUCGUCGGACCUCUGUCGUCCGGGCGUCUCCGGUCUGAAGACCAGCGCUGAGUCCGACCAGCCGCCUGCGGUGGGUGCCGUGUCGGACCUGGGCCUGGCGCUGGACCCCGUGCCUGCCGAGCUGCUGUCGGCCCGGCCCGGCCCGAGCUCGUCCUCCUCCAGUGGCACCCUGACUGCGGAGAGCGAGCAGCCGACCCGCGCCGCCGGCGGCAGGGCCUCCUGGCGACCUGGUCGGCAGAUGGCAGCAGCAGCAGCGGCCAAGUCUGAGCCCAAUCCGGGCCCGGCGCGGGCGGCGGCCAGCACCGAGGUCUCCUCUGGAGCGGCUCCCUCCCAGUCGGUGGUCGCCCAGCCCGUGUCGGACCGAGAGCGCAGCUCCGAGCCAGGUGGCAAGUGAGCGGAUGGUUUCGCCGUGGAGAAUGACACUACAGAAGAAGACUGACCCCGGCGAGGGAUGUAUGGCGGUGCACAGACUGUCGAAGAAGAGGUCUUUGUGAACCAACACGGGGUAAAGAGGGGAUGGGGUCUGGGGAAAUGCACACACGGGUUACAGGAGCGGUACUGGGAUACGUGAUGGCAUCCGUACCGGGAUCUUUGGGCUCAAAAUGAUCCAUCACUGGUCAAACAGGUCCGCCAGGGUGGCAAAGAGCACAAAUAGAAGCUGUCAUAGCGACGUCUUGGCAACAGGUGGCCUGAUCCUUAAAAGUUUUACUCGAUUCCGCUCCAGAAUGCAGAAUAACGACGAAAUUUUGUCCGGCCACAGAGCACUGCCCAUUUUAGUAGGAUGGUAGCAGCGAAACGCUCAGCUUGAAGGAGAAAUCUCAUAUUAUUGCACAUCGGAUGCUUCUCGGUUAGAGACAGCAUACAAGAUCGUGCACGAUGCGAAAGUGGCUCGUAAUGCUAGGGCGGAUCGGAUGUGGGCAGAACGUGGAUAAAUGUGGACAAGGCGUCGAGUGGGUGUGACAUCAAAGUGGAUCUGUGUGAUCGGAUGACCAACAAGUGAGCAAUGAGAGCGAAUGAAGGACUCAGUAGAGCCGCGGAAAUGCUUAUACUUGGACGUGGGCGAGACCCGAAUUAUGUGUGCAAUGCUAUGUGUGUUCCGAUGUGGGGUCGGUGCGGGUCGGGGUGGGGAGGAGGGGGGGGGGGGCAGGCUCCUCCAGUCUCUGGCCUUGAUACUGUCGGGGCGACCUCUCAAAGCCUCACUCCGGGUGAUAUACUACGUGCAACCCAGUCAUCGGCGCUUGAAGCGCGCCGCUCGCGUUCUCCCUGGGCCGUACGGUGUGCAAUCUCUGUCACAUGUCCUUGGUUCCGCGCAGGGUUGGCCGCUUUUCACCAGUCAUGUUCAAAUUCUAGCUGCUACCGCUCGCUGAGAAGUGUUGUGUUUCGUUUUCGUAGUGGUUUUUAGAAGUGCGUAGAUGUUGGCGUGAGAGUAAUGUCAUCGUUAGCUUUAACUUCCGUUCUUUGUUGAGUUUGUUUGUGAGAGUCGCUACUGGUUAGGAGACGCCCGUCAUACGUGCGAAAUUUCUCGGUUCUGACCACUUGUCUCGCUGUGAUACGCUGAAUGUCAUUCCCUCUCUGUUUGAUUUGUGCAUCUAAGCCGGUGUACUGAGUUUCACCCGGGUGUGUUGGCCAACUGUCGGAGCGAUAGACAAAACGGCUCGUCGGUGCGUGUUUUAACAGCGGUCGGUGUGGUCGAUGGAAGAGAAAUACACUUUAUGCUGCUUUU